Molecule: messenger RNA, 1398 nt
Organism: Paracoccidioides brasiliensis Pb18
Exons: 2
Coding region: 1-1398 (465 amino acids)
Biological process (GO): triglyceride biosynthetic process
Cellular component (GO): endoplasmic reticulum membrane
Molecular function (GO): diacylglycerol O-acyltransferase activity
Source: RefSeq, a predicted model, not a curated record
AUGCCCUCCCCUUCACCCUCCCCAUCCACCAUUUUAAAUUCACAGCCUUCGCGUCCCGAAGAUAGAGCUGCCCUUGGUUUACCUCCUAUGUCCUACGUCGAGGCUGUCCAAUCUCCCAGACAUGAAGACACGGAGAGCUCCGCUUUUCACAAGGGAGGAUUUGAGUUGAAUAAGGAUACCAUCCAAGUGUUAGAACCAACGUCACCAAAUGCGCAGGGAGUUUCCCAGCGGAAUGGGCUCACAUCUGCUCCCUUACCCCGGGGUGCCCUUAAAAACUGUGGCAGCCAUGGACCGAACAAUGUAAACGGCCCGCAUAGAAAUGGAAGACCGGAUACUACGCUUAGAAGUCGGGGAGGAUCUCAACACGCCAGCAUACGCUGGGCACCGCUGAACAUAGCCCUUGAACGACGGCUCCAAACCCUCGUAGUUCUCUUCCACACCAUCACCAUCCCCAUAUUUCUAACCGCCUUUUUCUUCGCAUGCGCCAUACCACUUUUUUGGCCCCUUCUUCUCCCGUACCUAGUAUACAUCUCCCUCUUUUCCAACACGGCAACCUCUGGCACUCUCGUCCGUCGCAGCCGGUUUCUCCGCUCCCUGCGGAUCUGGAACUACUUUGCAUCCUACUUCCCCGCCCGCCUCCACCGCUCCGUACCUCUCACCGCCACUCGAAAAUAUAUCUUCGGCUACCACCCCCAUGGCAUCAUUUCUCACGGUGCCUUUGCCGCAUUUGCUACAGAAGCACUGGGCUUCUCUACCCUCUUUCCUGGGAUUACUAACACCCUCCUCACCCUUGACUCCAACUUCCGCCUCCCUUUCUACCGUGACUACGCCCUCGCCAUGGGCCUUGCCAGUGUCUCGCGCGAAUCUUGCGAGAACCUGCUGUCCAAGGGCGGUCUCGACAAUGCCGGCAUGGGCCGCGGAAUCACCAUCGUUGUCGGAGGUGCCAGUGAAUCGCUGGAUGCCCAACCCAACUCCAUCCGCCUCGUCCUCAAACGCCGCAAGGGUUUCGUGAAACUCGCCAUCCGCACGGGAGCAGACCUGGUCCCUGUCCUCGCCUUUGGAGAAAAUGAGCUCUACGAACAGCUCUCUUCGGACCAGCACCCGCUCAUUCGCAAAUUCCAGCUCCUCGUCAAACGUACUUUGGGUUUCACAGUGCCGCUCUUCCACGCACGUGGCGUCUUCAACUAUGACAUCGGUCUGAUGCCGUAUCGCCGUCCUCUAAAUAUUGUCAUAGGAAGACCGAUUCAGGUGGUUCAGCAGCGGGAUCGGGCAAAAAUUGAUGAUGCCUACGUUGAUGAGUUGCAUUCUAAAUAUGUCCGCGAGUUACAGCGGUUAUGGAAGGACUAUCGAGGUGUAUUUGCCAUGGAGAGGACGUCGGAGCUGGAGAUUGUUGCGUAG